This is a messenger RNA of Podarcis lilfordi (Lilford's wall lizard), 42099 nucleotides long. The record is from the annotation of a GenBank genome assembly. Lineage: Eukaryota; Metazoa; Chordata; Lepidosauria; Squamata; Lacertidae.
AUGGGCGACGGGUCCGCCGUAGCCCAUCACUGGCCGCAGCAAUAACACACGCGAUCCUACGCCAAGCGGCAAUGCAUUCCGGAGGUAGGACUAGCUUGCAGCAAGCAGCAGCCGGAGCAAAUCCCACGAGGCGCUACGCUGUUUCCGCAGCGGGGAAGCGCAGCCCGGGAAAGGCGGGGCUUGCAAGGCGGCGGCGACGGGGAUUGGCCGCGGGCGCCGAUUUGAACGGGGAGCGCGCGGGGCGCGGUUCCGCUUGCGGGCUUCCUCGCUUGUUUGCCUCGCGCGGUUACCGGUUAGGGAAGCGGCCCCGCCGACUUCGAGGGGUCGUCGGGAGACUGGGAGUAAGAUACUGGGAGUGUGUGGGGGGGGAGGGGGAGGGGUGCGUCUACACGACGCAAUCCGAAUCCGAGCCGAGUCCUUUCUAUAGUGCCAGAGAAUAUAUCCCAGAGCAGCCGAACCGGUUUUCUAUCCCGAAAGGUGGCGGAGUCCGAGCCCAGCCUGGGAAGAGGGUUGUGAGGUGUUUUUUGGAGCCAGUGUGAACGCCCCUCAGGGCGGAAUUCGGUUUAGGUACUGGCGGGCUUGGGAGGAGUUUGGUGGCUUGAAGCGCAGGGGUUGCAUUGAGGUAAAAGGGGCCCUUCCAGGCGUCCUUCCCUGCCCCCAAUAGGCUAUAAAUGCCGUUUUGAUUCGUUAAGCAUAUAACACGGCUUCCAAUGUAAUUGUGAGGUUUAGCCUGUUUUCUUUAUUGCUGCUUCGUUAAUUGUGUUUUGUAGAUUGUUUAAUUGAUUGUCAGUUGCUUUAUAUGAGUUGUGUUUGUUUGUGAUGUUCUAUUCUGCUAUGUUGUUGUCAUUUAUUAAUUUAUUGCUGUUUGUUCUUGUUUCUUGUUCGUAAACUGCUUUGAAGUUCAUUUGAAUGAAAAGUGGCUUAGCAACCCAAUCAAUUACCUCUUUUAAAUGACCUAGCAGCCAGGCUUUUCUUAUGCUCCAUAUGUAGCGAGAGGAAUUGGCAUGCAAGCAACAGUGAGAGACUCAAGGUGUGUUUGUGUGUGUGGCAGUCCAGAUAUGGAAGCCUUUCUUGAGCUCAGUAAGCUCUGGUCUAGUUGGGACUUACUAUUUUAUGGUUUUCUGUGCCAACACACUGUUGCCACCAGUAGCAGCCCAUUUUUUUCUGGUGUAAAUUAUUGCCGUUUAAGCACCAAGAUAGGAGAUGUGACUCAAAGAUUCUUGCAUUGCAGGGGGCUGGACUAGAUGAGCCUCAGGGUCCCUUCCAAUUCAGUGACACUGUAACGAUUUUGUACUGUAACAAGGUAGGGAUGAGGGAUAUAGGACCAGGCUAAAUGAGAGAGAGAGACCUAGCUCAGCUCUGCGUAUGGGCUGGUAAUUUUAUUUGCAUUCUUACUUUCUGCAGGAUGCGAGAUGAAGUUCCUCAAAGAUGUGGAUUUUGUGGCGCGGACCAGCACUUCCCAAGAAACACUGACUUUGCUGUCUGAGUUGAAGGUAAUGCUGCUAGAUGUGUUGAUAAGGAAUGGCUUUUGAAAGAGGGUUUUAUGGCUAUUAUUCGCCAUGGUGGGUAAAUGGAAUCCCAAGAAUUAGACACAGUAUAUCUGUGAAUAUGAAUAUCAGUUAUUGGGGGAUAAAUAGCUUGUGAGCUUUCUGGAAACCUUUAACUGACCAUUACUUAAGUUGACAUGGCGGUCUUUUAGCUGAUAUGGUUCCUGGUGGUGACUUGCAUGGGGUGUUCUAACAGCCUUCCUGUGUUGAACGUAGAACUGUGCUGGGAGGAAAAAAAUGCCAAAUCUCACAAUGCCCAAAUGGGACUCUGGAUGCAUGCUUUUCUGUUUGUAUAAAUCAGUGAUGGAGAACCUGUGGUCAUCCAUAUGUUGUUGUGGGACUCCAGCUCCCAUCAUCCCUGACCAUGCUGGUUGGGACUAAUGGUGGCUGAAGUUCAGAAACAUCUGGAGGGCCAUAGAGUUCCCCAUUCUUGGUACACAUAGUUACAUUGCCUCCAGUAGGGGCUUAGCAAACCUUAAAAAAUGGUGAGAUGGUCUAACAAUGAUAUUAAAAGUCUCCUCUCAAUUUCAGGAAUGCCUUGAGGGGGAACCCAAAAAUGCAGACAGCCCAUGCCAAGCCUCCAAACAGGUCACAGCAUGUGAUAGAAUCCUACGGGCUUGCAUCCACAGGCUUGGUGAAGGUUUGGACUGUCCUGCUCACUUGGAAAGUCUCCAGGCCCUAGCCGAGGCAGCCUAUGGUGGCUACACUGCAGCAAGGCUCCAGUAUAUUCCCCUCUACUUGGAAAAGUUGCUGUUCCAUUUGCUGAGGGGUAUGGUUGCUCAGGGCUCCUAUGAUUCUUCCCUAAGGUUUGCUGAUCUCCUCUAUGGGGAACUCUUGAAGUACCAGCCUCCCCAGGUGCCUGCUGAUGACUAUGCGGCUGUUGCCAAAAGCACCUUUGGCGUGCUGUGGAAGGGUGCGGACGGCAGGGCUAAACUGGACAAGAGUCUGGCAGAGUUCAGGGCUGUGCUCUCUACCCAUCUGCAAGCUGUACGCUUCUUGAUGCUUCUGGAGAACGAUGCCGGCAACCUCUCGCUUCAGGAGGCCCCGUACUUCACCUCCAACGUGGCCCGGCAUGCCUGCAUUGCAGCUGUGACAUUUGAGGCCCAGCGGAGUCCGCUGGGAAAGGAAGAGGCCCAUUUUCUCAGUGCAGAGUUAUUCCACCAGUUGGUUGCUGCCCUUCUGGAAAAGAGGGGUGUGGCUGCGCAUUUGGCCUUCCAGGACUGUCUCUGCAUCUUAGAGCUCACUGUGCUGAGGUGCCGUUACCUCUGCAAAAGUGGCUGCUUCAAAGAGAGCGAUGAAGUUCUCCAGCAAUUCAGAGGCUACUUGAGAAAGUCCAGCAAUGAGGGCCGUUUCUUUAGUGUGGCUUUAGACGUACUCUCUGCUGGAAUUGAGCUGAACAAAGUGUUGGUGCAGGCUGAGGGUUCAGUAGAGCCCUUCUUCAUCCAAGCUACUCAGGCUCUAAACUCCUCACCAGAUGCUCAAGAGCCCCUGCUUAGAGUGCUGACUGAAAGCUGCCAGUUGCUCGUAACCCCUUUCUCUGGACUUGCAAAGAACAGCAAACAGGGCCUCUUUAACCUGCGUGAUAUUCUGGGGAUCUCUGCCUUCAUGGAAAGUUACGUCACAUUACUCCAGAAGCUGAUGAGUUUAGUGAGUAAAGCUUUCCCUGCCUAUACUUUCAUACAGUCCUGGAUGUCUUUGUGAGAGCAGUAGUGCAUGGCUGAGAUGUAAACAAUAGGGUUUUAUCCUGGAUUUGGGGAGGGGAAGGUGCAGACUAUGCAGAGAUUCAAUGAAUGUGGUUCAACGAACACUUAAGGCUUUCAAAACAUGUUUUAUUCCAUUGGUUUUGCCUAGGGGUAGUCAACCUUUUUAUACCUACCGCCCACUAAUGCAUCUUUCUUGAUGGUAAAAUUCCCUUACCGCCCACCAGUGCUUGAUGGAAGGAGGAUUCAGCUUGUGCCGUAGAACCCCCUACCGCCCACUUAGAAUCCUGAAACGCCCCACUAGUAGGGACCAGGUUGACAACCCCUGGUUUAACCUGUGUGGGCAAGAGGAGGUGGGAGGGGGUAGGUAGGAUAAAUACCUUUGCUCUGCUAUUGUGAGAUCUAGAAAGUUGAUUUUCAAAGUACAGCCUUUUAUAUAGUUGGUGUGUGUGAGAGAGAAGAGGGGGCACAAUCGGAUUUUUAGAAUGCAAAUGUUGGCGUUACAUCUCAGAAAUAUGUUUUCCAAGUUCUCAUCUAUUGCAUUUUACAUUGAAGUGUGAAAAGACUUUGUAAACUCUGCCAAUGGUGGUAGGUAGAUUAAUAAAUUGUAUUUUUCCUGUCUCAAAUUAAAAUAGGCCAGUUCCUCUGCUGUCACUAGGGUGCUACUGUUUUUGUUUUAAUGGGAUUUUUAGGAGGGCUUUCAACACAUUAAAGGUUUUGCGAGUAAUCUUAUACAGGUUUGACCUGGAAUUGUUCCAAAUACUUUCUGUCGUCUUUGUCUUGUAUAAGGUUCUGCCGGAGAACAUGAGACAGCAGCAAACUCUGAAGAAGCAACUGUACCACUACUUCCAGAUAUACACAACUUUGGUAUCUGAUACUCUACAGGCUCUGCAGGUAAGUCUGUCUUGAAUGGACAAAAACAUUCAGUUUGUGGAAGUAAGACUGAGGUUGUCUUCCUUGGGCAGGAUAAACAAGUCUUACUCUCUUUAAGUUGUUUGCUGCCUCAGUUGGGGAGCUUUUGGUCUUCUGUCCAAAUGUCUGGUAGCAGGACUGUGAAAGACAUUUGCCAGGAGAUUUGUUGAAUUGCUGCUCCCUGUCAUAGUAGACUAGGGAUGAAGAACCUGUGAUCUUCCAAACACGGCUAGAUGGAACGCCCAUCAUUCCUGAGCAUUGACCAUGCUGGCUGAGGUUGUUGGGAGUUGUAGUCCAACAACAUCUGGAGAGCCACAGAUUCCCCAUCUCUGAAGAAGACAGUUCUGGGCUAAAUGGAACUUUGAUCAAACAAGAAAAAGCACACUUUUAUCACCUACCCAAUUCCUAUACAGUCGUACCUCAGCUCCUGAACGCCUUGGUAGUCGAACGUUCUUUCUGAAGCGAAACAUCCAACAGGGCUUCCACGGCUUCUGAUUGGGUACAGGAGCUUCCACCAGCCAAUCAGAAGCUGUGCUUUGGAAGUCGAAUGGACUUCUGGAACAGAUUCUGUUCGACUUCUGAGGUACAACUGUAUAGACAAGAUACUGACAUGGUUUCUUUCACAUCAACAGAAUGCCCAUGGUUCAUAAAUAAAAGUGUUAUUUCUUUUUAGCUGUGAGCGUGGAAGCUGACCUCUGAAGGGCAGAAACAUAAUGCACACAAAAGGCACACUGUGUAAUGUGUGGCACAAGCCUCUUCUCCUACCAAGAAUGCACACAUCAAAUAAUAAUAAUAAUAAUAAUAAUAAUAAUAAUAAUUUUUAUUUAUACCCCGCCCUCCCCAGCCAAAGCCGAGCUCAGGGCGGCUAACAAGCAAUAAUAAAAACAAGUUGAAUGAAUACAACUUAAAAACAAGAUUAAAAUAAAACAUUAAAAUAUUGAAACAUUAAAAUGCAGCCUCAUUAUAGGGGGAGAAAGGAAAAAGAAAAAAGAAAGAGGGGGAGGGAAUCAAAUUGGCUCCAAGCCAAAGGCCAGGCGGAACAACUCUGUCUUACAGGCCCUGCGGAAAGAGAUCAGAUCCUGCAGGGCCCUGGUCUCAUGAUACAGAGUGUUCCACCAGGCCGGAGCCAGUGUUGAAAAGGCCCUGGCUCUGGUUGAGGCUAAUCUAACUUCCUUAGGGCCCGGGACCACUAGGGUGUUGCUAUUUAUGGACCAAAGUGAGCAUAUCUUGCUAAAAAAGCAAUAGGAUGUGAUGUGGUGGCUAUCUUAUGCCUUGAAGGAGGAACUUUUGAUUCUGUAAAGAUCUGCAAAUCAAAAUAUAAUUGACAGGCACACUGAAAGAUGAUGGGAAAUUGCUAGCUUAUCCUAAUCAUGCAAACAAAUGUGUGUAAGUUCCAAAUUGCUUAGAUAAUGAGUUGAUGCACAGGAAGAAUAAAGUAGACACAAGUACUUGUGGCUGGAAGGCAUGCAAAAUGAAGGCUGAAGUCUUGGGCCACAAAGUAAUUAAGAUGAAUUUAUAUGCAAAAUACUGUGGUGUGUCAGUGGCUGCAGGUAACUAUAGAAUCACCCUAUACUUAAAAAGAAUAUUGCAUGCUAGGUACUGGAAAGAUAAUAUCUUGAAACUGAAUUGAUUAGCAGUUUGGAUUAAUACAAUUGACAGUGAUGAAAAUGCAGGAGGAGUUUAAAGAAGCCUUGGUUAGUGAAUUAUAUUAAAAGAAAAUAAGGAAUUUUGGGGACAGAGACUGAAUUCAUGCUUCUCUGAGAGUGUCAUACCGUAUCAAGACGAUGAAGCAGGCAGUGUCUGUAAAGUGUUCAGAGGAGCAAUACAUUUAUUAAGCAUAUAUUAAGUACAUGAGAAAUAGUGAAGUUAAUUAUUUUGAAAUGUCAAACUUUUAACUGUGUUUUCUUGCAGUCUUUUCUUCACUGUCAUACUCUCUUAACCUUUUAUGCUUUUCUAUGCUCUUUUCUAUUCUUGUAUCAUUCUAUUUCUAGUAAUACUUUAUUUUAAAAAAGGGGGAAGGAGACUGCAGCACACCCACAAUUCCUCAAUCAUACCAUAUCAGGUGCAGCAUAGUUUUCCUAACUGACCCUAGGUACUUUGACUAUUGAACUUGAUCAAGGUGAUGAUCUACUAUCUGUUUCAGAUGCCCUGUGGUGAACUGUUGCUUUGAGUCUUGAAGUUCCCCUUCCUGUUUUAAUUCCUAAAAUUUUUGGAUUUCCACACAGGGGCCAGAAUCUGCAGCACUGCCAGAGUUACUGGUGUAUCUUCAGAAGGUUGUCACCUGGAUGUUGGAUAUGCUAGUAGGACUUCCCAAGAAAGAGCAGGCCGAGUACCUGGAUUUCUCAGGUUGGUUUCCAAGACGAACAGCUGUCCUUCUCCAGCUGUCCAAGUCUGAAGGUGGGGCAGAUGCAGCUGUGUACAGAUCAGUUGGGGGCCAUAAGAAUGAAGAAUGCACUCUUCAUUUUUGGCAGCUCAGUCUCUGAGGUGUCCACCUUUCUCUCUUCAAUAGGUGUGUGGGUGGGUAGAUUGCCUUUGGCAAGAUGAACUUGCUGGAGAACUUGGUCACUCGCUAAAAUUCUGAUGGAGGAUAAUAAUAAUAAUAAUAAUAAUAAUAAUAAUAAUAAUAAAAUAAUUAAUUUAUUAUUUAUACCCCACCCUGGUUGAGUUUCCCCAGCCACUCUGGGCGGCUCCCAAUCAAAUGUUAAAAACAAUGCAGCAUUAAAUAUUAAAAACGUCCCUAAACAGGGCUGCCUUCAGAUGUCUUUUAAAGAUAGGAUAGCUGCGUGUUUCCUUCACAUCUGAAGGGAGGGCGUUCCACAGGGUAGGCGCCACUACCGAGAAGGCCCUCUGCCUGGUUCCCUGUAACCUCACUUCUCGCAAUGAGGGAACUGCCAGAAGGCCCUCGGCGCUGGACCUCAGCGUCCGGGCAGAACGAUGGGGGUGGAGACACUCCUUCAGGUAUAAAGGACUGAGGCCGUUUAGGGCUUUAAAGGUCAGCACCAACACUUUGAAUUGUGUUCGGAAACGUACUGGGAGCCAAUGCAGAUCUCUCAGGACCGGUGUUAUGUGGUUCCGGCAGCCAGUCCCAGUCACCAGUCUAGCUGCCGCAUUUUGGAUUAAUUGCAGUUUCCGGGUCACCUUCAAAGGUAACCCCACGUAGAGCGCAUUGCAGUAGUCCAAGCGGGAGAUAACUGGAUGGGAUUAGGGAUUGGUAACUGAGGGCCCCAUGUAUCCCAAGGGUCCUUUUUCUUGGUUCUGUCUCCUGAGGCACAAGCAAGGGGCUCCUCAACUCACGCCAGAGGUGUGAGCGGUACGAGAGGUUCUGCUACAAUUAUCUCAGCAUCUGAGUUGUGCGCAAUCCUGAUUAACAGAGGGGUAAUGAGCCGCUGAAGGUGUGUAAAGGGAAAAACCAAAUCGCUGUUGCUAUUGACUCUGAGAAAGAGCUUGUUUAAGAAGAGACCUUCACCUGUGUCUUGAUUUUGUGCAGAGUUUUGUCUAUAUUGGUCCUUCUGCCCUUGGCUUAAUUGAAAAUAUUGUGCUAGUUAAAAUUUGAUCAGCAACCCGAAGUCAUGAUGGUAAACAACUAUGGCUUCUUUGAGCUCAUUACCUUUUCAGAACAAAGUUUGUGAAAACUCUGAGUCGAGAGUGGAUUUCAUGCUCUUUAUUCAGCUCAUAGUGGUGAGGAGGAAUGGAAGUUCCCCAACAAUAUCUGCUUUAUAUACAUUAUUUACACAAUGGGCUGCAUGUGUUUGGCUAAUUCCAGGAUUCUCCUGGAGGCCAAUCAGGUUGUGGAUUCACUUCCACCUGGAGCUGGAUUGGGUGGCUCCUGCGGACCAAUCUGACUGCUGCAUUGUUUUAGGACCAGUCAGACUGCUGCAUUCUGAAUUCUAUUGUUCUAGGACCAAUCAGACUGCUGCAUUUUGGAUCCUAUUGUUCUAGGACCAACCAGACUGCUGCAUUUUAGAUCCUAUUCAACUCAGUACAUAACAGUUUGAAUGGGCAAGUUUUGGACCAAGGAGAAGAGCUGUAGCUUAGGGGUAAAGCAUUCCAGUCUCAAUCCCUGGCAUCUCUAGGUAGGGCUGGCAGAGACUCUCAUCUGAAAAUCCUAGAGAGCUGCUGCCAGUCAGUGUAAACAACACUGUUAUAAGGAGCUUCCUAGUGGAAGUAUCCUGGACCAUACAGGAUCAGUUGGGUCAAUUGGAUUUCUCCUUCGGGAGAUGAACCAGUAAUCAGUUUUGUAGUUUUCUGGCAUAAGUAGGUUUUAAUACCCAUUGAAGGUGGCUUUUAAGAUCGGUUUUCUUCUUCUAACAGCAUACUGUAUAUCGCGGCUGGCAUAUAACUUCUACUGUCAUAAGAUGUAUGCGGAGUCUAACUCUUUCGUGGAGCUUUUCUGCAGACGCUUGGUGAAGGAGGAGAUUGUCAGUUGUUCAGAUUUGCCUACAGAAAAGGUAACGAAAAGUGUUGCUUGUAGUUUGCUAAGCUGGCAUGGAGGAGACACACGGGCGAAAUUCUGUGAACUACAGAACGUGCAUCUGCAGGUUGCUGUUUUCCCUGAGCUCUGGAUAGACUCAUUUUGUUUGAGUUCAAUUUAGCAUAGUGUGAUGGGAAUAAUAAUGAACUUGGCCCUGGGUUCAGAUCCCCAGGAUUGAGGGAUGGAGGUUCUCGGACAAAUCACUCUUAAAGUUUAACUCUGUUUAAUUACUUUGAAAAGCUAGGUCAUCUGAGUUCAAAGGAGUUUACUUAUAAAAUGUGUAGGAUUGUUGCUUUGACUUAACUCAGGGGUAGCCAACAUGGCAUCCUCCAAACUUUGUGUAGUGCAAUUCCCAUCAUUCCAGGCUGUGCUGGCUGGGGCUGAUGGGAGUUGGAGUCCAACAGUAUAUGGAGGGCAUCAUAGUGUCCAACCUGUUCAUAGGUGCCAGGAUUAAAAUGGUACUCAGAGGCCUGCAACUAAUGAUUUGGCUGGCAGAUUCAAAACCAGUAUGUUUAAUUGCAGCCCUCCUCCUUGCCUCCUGUUUUUCAGCUCUUCUGUGGACCGUGUGAUGUUCCAACCCUUCUGUCUUGGGCCUACUGUUGUCUUACACCUCUGCCUGCACCUUCUGUAGGCUUUUGCUCCUCCCUAUCUCUCCCCCACCCUCCCAAGUCACAUCUUGGAUUCCCUAGCAGUGGCAUCCAGAAGUCUGAGAGCAGACAAUCUGUGACAUCAGGGCAGUUCAACCAAUCACUGCAGGAGGCUUCAUCACCACGUAUAACCCAUGAAUAAAGCCAGGAGCUUUUUGACAGAAGAGCCAAAUAGAAGUGCAGUAACCUUUAAUGAGUUGCCAGGAUUUUUUGGUAUAUACAUUAUAAAGCUAGUUGGCAUAGUUUCAGUUUUAAGGCAUAGGCUGUAGUUGAGCAAUUCAUGCUGUAGCUCAGCGUUUCCCAAACUGGGGUCUCCUAACAAGACCAGUGGUCAGGAGUGAUGGGAAUUGUAGUCCAAAAACAGCUGGAGACCCAAGUUUAGGAAACACUGCUCCAGCUAAUGAGAACCUGAACUAGAAAGGCUUUACUUCCUUCUCUUCAGGAAGGAAGACGAGCCUCCACUGCAUGCCACUUAAAUGCUUUUCUUUCUCUUCACAGCUACACAAUUGCUUUAAGCUUCAAGUGGAGAAUUACAGGAAACUGGGCUUGUUAGAGGAGGCUCUCCAGGCUGUGGUACUCUGGCUGGCUGUUCAGGGCAGCAGGAUAACAGAACAGAUGGCAGAGCCAAUCUCCGCCUGGGUCAAAGUCAAAAUUGAUGCCAGCAAAUCUGAUGACCUGAGACUGAAGUAAGAAUGGAACCGAGAGAUUGGGUAUUACUCUUAAAAUGGGGGAUUGAGGUUUGCCCUGUCAGAACUUGAAAAUGGCAGUUCGGGGGAAAACUUUUGUAUUUGUCUUGCUGCAUAUGCGUAGCUUUUGGAAAAUCUGCACCCUGUCCUUCCACUGUUGAAACAGUGCUUAAGUUGACUUACAUAGGUAAAGGUAAAGGGACCCCAGACCAUUAGGACCAUUAGUGACCGACUCUGGGGUUGUGGCGCUCAUCCCGCUUUAUUGGCCAAGGGAGCCGGCGUACAGCUUCCGGGUCAUGUGGCCAGCAUGACUAAGCCGCUUCUGGCGAACCAGAGCAGUGCACGGAAACGCCGUUUACCUUCCCGCCGGAGCAGUACCUAUUUAUCUACUUGCACUUUGAGGUGCUUUCGAACUGCUAGGUUGGCAGGAGCAGGGACCGAGCAACGGGAGCUCACCCCGUCGCCGCCGACCUUCUGAUCAGCAAGUCCUAGGCUCUGUGGUUUAACCCACAGCGCCACCCGCGGGCUGUUGACUUACAUACAUCAGUUUAAAACCUGAUGUCUGUUUUAUUUGUGCUUCUGAAGAUAAUCACAGCAGAUAAGACUACUAGAAGAGGAGUACAAUUCCUGCUCUUUGUGGCAUGGAUCUUCCCUGCCAUGCCUCACAUGCAUAAAGAUGUUCCAGCUUAUAUCUCCUUUCCUCCGGGAAAAGGGACACCGCUGGUUCUGAAGGAACUGGAGAGUUUUGCCUCAUGUCACAUCCUACCACUAAAGAAAGAACAUAGGAAAUGAGGCUGGUAUACCCACUGACACUUAGGUCCUCCCUUAAGCAACAGUCAAGACUCUAUUAAGCAAUAAAAUCUGUGUAUAUUAAAUGUAUAUACAGUGGUACCUCGGGUUAAGAACUUAAUUCAUUCUGGAGGUCCGUUCUUAACCUGAAACUGUUCUUAACCUGAAGCACCACUUUAGCUAAUGGGGCCUCCUGCUGCCGCCACGCCGCUACUGUGCAAUUUCUGUUCUCAUCUUGAAGCAAAGUUCUUAACCCGAGGUACUGUUUCUGGGUUAGCGGAGUCUGUAACCUGAAGCGUCUGUAACCUGAAGCGUCUGUCAUCUAAGCACAUGGUGCUUGCCAAAACAGCUAUGACAGGGCUGUACUUGAAGGCACUUGCAGUCCAAAAUAGACCCAGAAAAACAAUGGCUCAUGCAAUUCCUUUUUUUUUUUUUGUCAUAGUUUUUAAUUGAUUUUUAUACAGUUUAAACAUUUUAAUUCAGUUUCCAUACAGUAUUCCCGUAGCAUUUUGACUUCCCAUCCUUCCUUCUGUGAUGUUUCAAAUCCUUAUAUCUACUGCCUUGAAUAUCAUAUUUCUCUAAAAUAUAUCACUUCCUAUAAUAGAAAUUCCUAUAAUCUCUGCUAUAGGACAAACAAAAGAAUUCUUUGUUACUUGACAUCAGAUAAAGUGGGAAUGCUCAGUCUGCUGUUUUCUGACCUUUGUGGGGUUUCCAUAAAAUGUUCCACAGGGUAUUUAACAGAAUCCACCAAACCUGUCAUGCUGUUCAUGGAAACCUCCAAAUGUAAGGACUCCUAUUGGCAGCAGAAGGAACGUCACUGCUGCAGAGUUCCACGCAAAACUUCGCAUAGGUGGCAGCAGUAGAAUCCAACAUAUAUAGGCCUAACCUGUGCAGUAAUUGCCACUCAAAACUGGUGCAAAAUGUUGGGGUCCCAACAUUGGGUUCUCAUGCAUUAUGAUGUGUGGUGUGACAGACGUAGUCACAAUCCCACUUCAUAUUGCAUGGAGACCACAUAUUUGGAGGUCCUUGUAAACAAGGCUUUAAUUUCAGUACAGACAAGUUAACCAACUUCCCAACUUUGCCAGCGUCUUGAGGCUGGUCUUCUAUGCACAGUUUGCCACCAGCUUAAAAUAAAUUGGGUAUGUUGAUAGGGAACAAGUCCCCAAUUAGAGACUGAUGCUAGAUGAUGCUGGGACAAACAGUAGGAUGCCCAAUGCGUUGUUUCUUUGCUGCUUGUGAGAUCCCAGUUGUGUCCAGGGCCAACCCAAUACAUUCUGAUGCAUGAAAGACAACGUUUCAUCUCCCUAUUCCAUGUACAGAGCCAGACUGUCCUGGCAAUAGGCAUAAACAGUGGUGUUUACCACAUAUCAAAUAAAAGUGACUAGGGAGGAAUCUAAAUCGAUUCAUUUCUGUACUAUUUGUUCUAAACUUUUGAUAUACAUCAAUACAACAGAGACAGAACAUAGACCCUCAAUGUUCCAAUGAAGUUUGAGGAGUGAUAUAUUUUAGAAGAUUAGGAUAAAGUGAUUUCUCCAUGCCUUGGGGAUUGUGAUGAUAAAAGAUGCACCACACAAAUUAAUGUAGGCUAUUAUUUUCCCUUUUCUGCUCCUCUUAUCCAUUCUAAUUUUUCUCCCCACCCUCUUUUGUAUCAAUAUGUUCAACGUUUGUAUUUUGUCUUUAUUUUAAAAAUUAAAGUUUAUUUAAAAUAACAAAGAGCUUCAUUCUGGCAGCAGUACACCUACUCUGAAAAGUGUUAAUGGCAGACAACAUGGGGCCUAUACCACUGUAGCAGCAUUGUUUGAGCUGCUCUCCUUGGACCUGUGGCCAACAGACUGACUCUAGCAACUCCACACCUGCCGAAUGCAGAGGGAGAACACACAAUUUACAUAGCAUGGAUAAAAUUCAUUUUCUAUGUGGUUUGGUUGCUUACUGCUAAAUGUGUAAUGCUAAUAUGCUGAAAUAAACUGAUUAAUUAAUGUACCGUAUUUCACUCUAUAAGAUGCACCAGACCAUAAGACGCACCUAGUUUUUGGAGGAGGAAAACAAGAAAAAAAAUAUUCUGAAUCUCAGAAGCCAGAGCAACAAGAGGGAUCGCUGCGCAGCGAAAGCAGCAAUCCCUCUUGCUGUUCUGGCUUCUGGGAUAGCUGCACAGCCUGCAUUCGCUCCAUAAGAUGCACACACAUUUCCCCUUACUUUUUAGGAGGGAAAAAGUGAGUCUUAUAGAGCAAAAAAUACAGUACUUUUGUGGUGGGGGGAACACACUCGUGAUGGGGCAGCCUGAGGACAACAGGCUAGCUUAGGAAAUGCAGGGCAGACCUCUGGGCACAAACACCUCAACACCAUUUCUGCUGCCUGAGGCAGCCAGAUCACUCUGCCUGACAGUGCAGCUGGCCCUGGAGACAUCUGGCAAGAUGAGAAUAAAAGGCACACUGUGUUAUUGUAACCGUGUAAUCUGGAGUUGCCCUACUUUGGGUCUGUUGUAAUUUUUCCUUCUUGUUUUGCCUGCAUGUUCAUCACAGGACUCUAAAGGAGGGCCUGGAGGGAUACAGCUUGGAUACGGAGGUCCUCAUGAAAGUAUUGUUGGAGGAGCUGAAGGCUUACAAGACCGUGCGGGUAGACACUGGCCAGGAGCGCUUCAACGUGAUCUGCGAUCUGCUGGACAUCUGUUCAGAAGGCAGCGGCUGGGUUCACGAGCGGGCUGUGAUUCUGGUGGAACUGGCACAGGUUCUGUGUUACCAUGACUACAGUGAACAGACAGAAUGGUGAGUGGCCAGUAUUCUCUGGAGCUUCUAUUGUGAGAAGUGCUCGGGGUCCUAGCUGAGGUGUGUGCCCCUUGGAGAAGAAAGUGGCGAUUGAUGAGAUUCUUCUGCGUGGCAGAUUCAACCUUAGAAAUGGAAGGAGGUGGUUGUUCCUUGUAUUGUGGCUAUUGGUCCUGCCCAGGCCCUGCCACCUGCUUCCUAUAAACUCUUAUUUUCCUUUUCUCUGUCCAAUUUCUCAUCCUUCCUCUAAGUCAGGAGCAGCUAAUCUCUACUCCUCCAUCCCCACCCUUUGCUGAAAGGUUUUGGGGCUCCGCCACAACUCAAGAAAGAACUUUGAAGUCAAGAUAUGCAAAUUAAGAAACCUUAUGCUAGAGAGGCAUCUAUGUUCUAAGGAUAUACAGCGGUACCUCGGGUUAAGUACUUAAUUUGUUCUGGAGGUCUGUUCUUAACCUGAAACUGUUCUUAACCUGAAGCACCACUUUAGCUAAUGGGGCCUCCUGCUGCCGCCACGCCACCACUGCGCAGUUUCUGUUCUCAUCCUGAAGCAAAUUCUUAACCCGAGGUACUGUUUCUGGGUUAGCGGAGUCUGUAACCUGAAGCAUCUGUAACCUGAAGCGUAUGUAACCCGAGGUACCACUGUAAUUUACUUUUUUGCAGCACAGUAUCAGGGCAUUCUGCUCUGGCCUUUGCUAAGGUUUCCAUCCAUCCUUUUAAUACAGUGGUAUCUCGGGUUACCACUGUAUUAAAGGGACGUGGGUGGCGCUGUGGGUAAAACCUCAGUGCCUAGGACUUGCUGAUCGUAAGGUCGGCGGUUCGAAUCCCUGCGGCGGGGUGAGCUCCCGUCGUUCGGUCCCAGCUCCUGCCCACCUAGCAGUUCGAAAGCACGUCAAAGUGCAAGUAGAUAAAUAGGUACCGCUUUAUAGUGGGAAGGUAAACGGUGUUUCCGUGUGCGGCACGGGUGCUGGCUCACCAGUGCAGCUUCGUCAAGCUGGCCACGUGACCCGGAAGUGUUCUCGGACGGCGCCGGCUCACGGCCUCUUGAAUGAGAUGAGCGCACAACCUUCGAGUCGGUCACGACUGGCCCAUACGGGCAGGGGUACCUUUACCUUACCUCGGGUUAAGUACUUAAUUCGUUCCGGAGGUCUGUACUUAACCUGAAACUGUUCUUAACCUGAAGCACCACUUUAGCCAAUGGGGCCUCCCGCUGCUGCUGCGCCGCCGGAGCAUGAUUUCUGUUCUCAUCCUGAAGCAAAGUUCUUAGCCUGAAGCACUAUUUCUGGGUUAGUGGAGUCUGUAACCUGAAGCGUAUGCAACCUAAAGUGUAUGUAACCCGAGGUGUCACUGUAUUGCUGACUUAUUUUUGCUUUUAUUUUGCAAAGCAAAAAGAGUAUCUUCUCAUGAAUGUGCCCAACCUAGGAGACCUUGUGUUUAUAAUUCUCCAUGUUCUUCAUUCUGCUGUUGACAAGUCAUAAACACAAGCAUGUCACAUACAAAUUGCAUUUAACAAAUGGUGCAGAGUACAACCCCCUGCUUCUCAAUUUCCUUUCUCAGCAGCAGUUCUCUGCCCCUUGAUCCCAUAGCUACAAUUCAACACGCACACCUCACCACUCUCAUGGGUCUGAGCAGGGAUGGGGAAACCUGUGAUUCCCCUCCCCACAAUGUUACUGGACUUCAGCCCCCAUCAUCCCCAACUAUUGUCCAGGUUGGCUGGGGCUGAUGGGAAUUGGAGUCUAACAGUAUCUGGAAGCCACAGGUUCCUCCACCCUACUGGCUGUCAAUUAGUCACCAAGUUAAGUUCAAGGUGUUGUUUCUUGUGUAUGAAACCUUCUACAGCUUGGAUCCAAAAUACCAGAAAUAUUGUCUCACUCCUUAUAUACCCAAUUGAUCGCUGCUCUUUUCAGGUGAGGGCCUCCAGGAGGUACCAUCUUAUUAUGAGGCCCAUUCCAUACACUGUAGAAAUCAGAACUUUAGUGUUGUGGCACCUGCCCUUUGGAAUUCCUUUCCCUUGAAUAUCAGACAGGCUGAUGUUUUUUUUAGCACUCUCUGAAGCCCUUCCUCCUUCAGCAAGCCUUUUAAGUUGAAUUCUUUCCCAGUCUGCAUCUGUAGUGAAAUUGUUUUUAAGAAAGUUUAGCCCUUGUAGCUUGCUUCUCCGGGCCCCUUUGGGAGGAAGAGUGGGAUCUAAAUUUAAUAAUUUGUGUGCUAAGAUGCCCCAGAAUUUGUCCAGAAGAGCCUCCAUGGUUGAUGAAUGGGAGACACCAUUGACUAAACUCUGUCUCCUCCGCUUUAGCUCUGCCCUGGACUCUGUUCAUGAAGCCCUGUGGCUGUUGGAUUCUGUGCCAAAGACUCCCCAGAAUGAGGAGCAGCUCCAGGACGAUAAGGCCCAAGCCUUACUCUGGCUUUACAUCUGCACAAUUGAGGACAAAAUGCAUGAGGUAUGUGGCAGUAAGCAAAGCAGCACAGAGCUCUGCCGACUAAAUUCAGAGCUGCUUAUAUUUUGUGUUUUAGAAGUUGAAUGCUACAGUCUGUAUAAAAUCAUGCAGAUUAUUUCUACUAACCUUGCUGCAGAAGUAUACAGUGGUGCCUCGCAAGACGAAAUUAAUUCGUUCUGCGAGUUUUUUCGUCUUGCAAAUUUUUCGUCUUGCGAAGCACGGUUUCCCAAAGUCUUCAAAAUCACCAAAGUCUUCAAAAACCUCAAAAAAGGCUACCACACCGCGUGCUAUGAGUUGCUCCUCGAAGUCACCCUGGGUAUUAACGGUUUUAAGAAAAAGGAAACAAACUUGCAAGACGUUUUCGUUUUUCAUCUUGCGAAGCAAGCCCAUAGGGAAAUUCGUCUUGCGAAGCAACUCAAAAAACGAAAAACUCUUUCGUUUUGCGAGGCAUUCGUCUUGCGAGGUACCACUGUGUAUGCUGUUUACCUUAUUUCCAAGCACUGAAGCCUCAUCCCUGACAACUAGAAACCUUAAAAAGCCCACCCCUCUCGCUUCUCAGAUCUCAUCAGGCAUUUCCCCAUUGCUUACUUUCUUUAAUCAAAAGGUCUAGAAACCUCCCCCAUCUUCUUAAAAUCUCAGAUGAGGGUCAAGGAAAACAAAAUUGUAUUUGAUUUUUGCAUUCUUUCUGCUGUCAUGUUGCUGCAUACAAUCCUAGUUAAAGUGUAUUUGACUGUGUAGCAAGCAAAACAUCCAUAAUGCACCAAUGCUUAUUUAAGUGGAGAUGUUGGGAAUUGAACAUAUUUUGGCUUAGGAACUCCCUGCCUUUUUUGCUGUAAGCUUUUCAGCAUCUCCAGGGUAUCCUGCAUUGCAAUUGUAAUGUAUAGUAGGAUAGGACUUUUACAGUGGCAUGGAGGUGGUUUUAAACUGAAGUAACCUUUUGUGAAGAAUUGUGAUGCAUCGUGUGAUGUGUCAAUUAUUGUGAUGCAUCGUGAGGUUUGGGCUCAGUGAAACCACUGUAGUGGCUUUCUUUGUUAUGCCCUGAGCUGCUCCACAAGGGAUGAAGAUUUUAUGCCGCUGGGGACAGACAGUAUGUCCUCUCACUUCCAUACCAAUCUUUAUCCAUGUUGCUUUUUCAAAUGCAGAGCAUCAGGCAAGAGCAGAGGACCAGGAGUGCCCAUGCCAGGGGCCAGAAAGGCAUACAAGAUCUUGAAGGCUUUGAGACCAAUGAUCUAAACUAUGAGAACAAAUCCCAGGAUGACAAGUUCCUGUAUCUUGGCAUUGCAUUUAACCUGUCUGUGGAUUCUGGUAAGGAACUUGGUUGGGCGGGGAGGGUGGGGCGAGACACACACAUACAUUUGAAGCAGGUGUAGGGAACUUUCAUCCUUUUUUUUUUUUAAUGAUAUUUAUUAAAGUUUCAAAGAAAAAUUUACAUAAAUAAAAAGAGGAAAAAAAGAAAAAGAAAUAGAAAAGAAAAAAAAAAGAUGCAAAAUACAGAAAAAAGAUAAAAAACACUUAAAAAACACAUCAGGGAACUUUCAUCCUGCCGGGCUGCUAAAUUUGGCCUACAACACCAUUUCAGGCAAACCAUGCCCACCUGCCAGUCACCUGAUGUCAUAUGAUCUGAUACAAGCAUUAGGUGCUAAGAACUGUUAGCUUAAGUGCUGCCAUGUGAGGUGAUUGACAGGUGGGUGCAAUUCUGUAAGCGGUAUUGCCCGAUCAUACUAGUGAAUUUAUCAUCUGAUCAGGUAGAAAAUGGGGGAAAUAAGAUCGUGGGUGUUCUCUAACCAAGCUUCCUCAGUUUGUUGAUUCCCAACUGGAUUAUAAAAGGCACCAUAGGUAUUUCUGACCCAUCAAAAAGCAACCUUAAAUUUUCAUUGCUCAGAAAGGGACAUGUGAAAUGUGAGUUUCUAGUUACUGCACAAAGAACUGUGUUUUGAUUCUCCCUGCGAGGUGCUGAUUGUCACUGCAGUCUCUUGACCCCACCCAACACACAAACUCUCUUUUUCAGUGCAAUCAAAGUGUUUGGACGAUGCCCUUGCCUUGUGGAAGCAGCUCCUCUCCUGCAAGGGCAGGGUCCCAGCUGUACGUAACGUUGAGCAGACAGCAGCAUCCUUACACAUCAUGGCAGCUUUGUACAGAAUGAUGGGAAAGGUAAUGAGCCAGGCACUUUGCUUGGGCAAGAAGUCUAUAUAACUGGGGUUUUGUUCUCCUUCAGCUUCCUGAAAGGCCCUCUCUCUCUUUCCCCCCACUUCCCUGCUCUCAUGCAAGCACUGCAUUGUCUCUCUUUUAGGCUGAUUGUGAAAAGCCUUGGGGCAGCAGCAUGAUGGCUGCACCUGAGAACCUCACCUCCCUCCCCCUGUAGGAGUCCCAUUAUGCCCGCCCUUCUCCCUCUCUGCCCCUGCCAGUCUGAGGUGCCCUGCUUUCUGAUUCGAGAACUGGGAGCAGAGACAGCACGAGAAAUUGCAAUAUUUAGUGCUUCUUGGUGAACCUAAGAAGAGUCCUGCUGGAUCACACCAGUGGCCCAUCUAGUCCUCACAGAGGCUGAUCAAGAUGCCUAUGGGAAGUGACCACUGGAAGGUUGCCUGGGAGGGAAUGUGGGAGCCAGUGGGGGUAGAGUGUCAGAGUAGGACCUGGGAGACUAAUGUUCAAAUCCUCACUUGGCCAUGAAGCUCAGCGGGUGACCAUGGGCCAGUCGCCAUCUCUCAGCCUAACCUACCUCACAGGGAUGCUAUAAGGAUAAAAUUGGGAGGGGAGAGCCAUGUAUGUCACCUUGAGCUCCUAGGAGGAAAAGAGUGGCGUACAGUGGUACCUCGGGUUAAGAACUUAAUUUGUUCCGGAGGUCUUAACCUGAAACUGUUCUUAACCUGAGGUACCACUUUAGCUAAUGGGGCUUCCUGCUGCCGCCUUGCCACCGGAGCACAAUUUCUGUUCUCAUCCUGAAGCAAAGUUCUUAACCCGAGGUACUAUUUCUGGGUUAGCAGGGUCUGUAGCCUGAAGCGUCUGUAGCCUGAAGCAUCUGUAACCCGAGGUACCACUGUAUAUAAAUGCAAGGAAUAAAAUGAUAAUGUUUCCCUCGAACUGAAAAGGGUGGUUCCACCCUUUGCUGCAUCAACAGCAAAUGGCCAGUUCUGCCAUGGUGAGUGGACCAGAGCUGGCAGCAAUGUCUGGCUGUAUAUGGACCUAUAAACAUUUAAUGAAAGUGCUCAAUUUCAUUUUCUAAAGGAAAGAAGUUGUAACAAGUCUCCAGAUGUGUUAUUCUAUGAACUUGACUGCUUUCCACAUUCUGGAAAAAGUCAUGGAGCAAUGCUACUCUGCCCCUUGACCGGAAAGGAAGAGUUAAUUGAUUAGAAUCAGAUUUUGUAUCUGAAUGCCAUCUGAGCCGAUCUCCUCUGCACCCAGGAAGGCUUUCCUGUUAGGUCAUGGCAACUUUUAUUACAGAGCUCGGGUCCUCGUGAGCACAGAGUUCCCUUGAAUAGCAAAACUGACCAUCCCUGACUGUACUGGAUUGGGUCCCCACCACCCUGCACAUAUUUAAAUAGAUUUAUUUCCUUUUUUAUUAUGCAGCCAUUACAGGCCAUAGAGAGUUAUUUCCUCAUCACAGCUCUCUCCGGGGCACUUGAAGACUCUGUGGGGAAGACCAAUGCCUUGUGCCAAAUUUCCAAGCUACUUCUCCAUCUGGAAUGUCCCAGUUAUGCUGAGGUGAGCAUGAAGAGUAGUCCUGUGAAUGGCAAAAGUCCCUGGCAUCUCCUGAAAAGAUCCCUCUCUGAAAUCCUGGAGAACUUUUGCCAGUCAGUGUGGACAGUACUGGACCACAGCUCUGAUUCUGCCUAAGGCAGCUUGCUAGGUUUCAUGCCCUACGUACGUAUCACUGUUACAAAUACCCUUUUAAAAAAUGGCCACCUUAUUGCUGGGAGACUUUCUGUUCCAUCUACCCCAGCACAGUUGGCAGCAGCUGUUGGAGGUCUUUCGCCCAGCCCUCCCACCUAAAACUCUCUAACUAGUGAUGUUGGGUGUUCAACUUGGGGCUUUAAAGUUGCUCUACCAAUGAGAAUGGAGCUUUUUACAGCCCAAGGCCCUACUGGCUGCCAAUCUGGGAAAUGUGAGAGUUGAAUAUGCUUCCUCAAUACAUUGAUACCUUGGUUCUUGAAUUUAAUCCAUUCUGGGAGUCCGUUUGACUCCCGAAACAGUUUGAAAACCAAGACGCAGCUGCUGGUUGGCUGCAUGAGCUUCCUGCACUUAAUCAGAAGCCAUGUUGGAUGUUCGGCUUCUGAAAAAGGUUCCCAAACCAGAACACUCACUUCUGGGUUUGCAGCGUUCGGGAGCCGAUUUGUUCAAGAGCCAAGCCGUUCAACUACCAAGGUACCACUGUACAGCUUUGAUGUAGCCAUGCUUUGCCUUUCCACCUCCUAAAAAGGAUCACCAGAUGUACUAACAAUUCACUUUAACUCAAAGCAUCAACAAAGAAAGGAAAAUGCUCUAGGGGCCCUCAGGGUUGGAGAUUUCUGAAUAGCAAAUUGCUCUGAGAGGUCCUUCCCAAUGCACUGCUUUUGAUACAUGAUGGAAAGCCAACAGUGGCAGAGAUGGGCAAACCUCCCUCAGGAGGCCAUCUGACAACUGUGGUGGUGGGAACUAUUCCGACCUCUGCUGUUGGGGCUCAGUUCAAUCUCGUCUCCCAGUGGCUGAGUAGAGAAUGAUAACUGCCCAAGGCCUUAGUUCAAAAUUAGCAGUCUGACUUGGACCUGAAAGCAAAGAGCCAAAAUAAACCUCAGUGAGGGCAAAUGAGACAAUUAAGCAACUGUACCACUGUAUGCCCCUUCAUGGAUCACUGCCUUGUUGUCGUGAAGGGGCUUGAAUAACUCCAAGACGCUAUGAGCUAUGCCAUGCAGGGCCACCCAAGAUGGACAGGUCAUAGCUGAGAGUUUAGACUAAAUGUGAUCCACCUGGAGAAGGAACUGGCAAUCCAUUCCAGUAUUUUGCCAAGAAAACUCCAUGGACAUAAAAAAGGAGAAGCUUUGAGAAGAAAGUGAGUUUCCAAGGCAUGCUCUGGUUCAUGGGGUCACGGAGAAUCGAACACAACUAAGACGACUAAACAACCACAACCACUGUAUGAGCCAUGAAGGUGACAAUCUGGAGACAAGCUUAUUCCUGUUGGAGGCCCCACAGACCUGAUUUAUAGAUGGCUUUCUUAUUACUUACUGCUAUUAAGGUCAGCUGCUGAUAAACGGGACAAAUGUUGUCUGAACUCUUGUUAUUUCAACUCUAGCGGACAACUGCUGUGCUAAUGUUAUUUUGUCCUGUUUUAUUCUCUUGCAGACCACUUUAAAGGAGGCUGAAUCAUGCCUGCAAAAUGUGGACAGAAAGAAUGACUCUUGCCUGCUGACCAAUCAAACACUAGCUGUGCUCCGUAGCAAGCUGUGCUUAGCAAACCACAAGGUAUCCUUGUGGGGGUUGCCCUUUUGCAUUCACUGCACAGCACUGAGACUGGCAAGCAAGCCAGGUUACUAAAAGAACUAUCUUCAGUAAAAAAGCGUUUGUGUGUACAUGUGCCAGGAAGGAGAGAGUAGAAAGCCACAUGGGAAUGAUGCUUCUGGGUCCGUAGGACCCUAAAAGGGAGUCUACUGCAUUAUGCUAUGGCUAACACUUUGCUGAAACAUUCAAAACCAAGAUUGCCCCUCUGCCAAUAUGUGAUUCUUUUUGCCCAUAAGUAGGUUGCACUGAUUAAUUAUUCUGGAAGGGGCUGAACCAUUUGUCACAGUUAGGCUGCACCUCGAUUUGUUCAAGAUCCAUACAGGCUUGAUAACUUUUUUUGUACUUGUGGGCUGGAGCUUUGAUUCUGCGGGGAUUCUGCAGGAAUGAACUGAGGAGCCCCACCGCUACUGGGCUAAUUAUAAACGUAGAUCAUUACUAGCCACAAGUGGGUUGGUUUUUAUCCUAUUGUCCGCAGUAUGGAUAGGAGAAUGCUGGAUCAGGUUGGGAUAUUCUAGGUUCAGCUAUGAUGUGCACACAUGGGUGUCAAAUUGCAGGCACUUCCAAACUUUCAGAAAAUUUCCCUGGGGUCAAGAAUCAAUUGCAUUCUGAUGCAUAAGCUUUUGCAGCAUAAAUCAAACGCUGGUUGGUGCACAAUGGAAGACAGUCUUCUUUGCAACUGAUCAUUUCCCCUCCUCUCUAUGCGGACAGAUUGAAGAAGGUGUCAUUCUUCUAGUGGAAAUCUUGCAGAACCCUGCUUUGCAAAGGUCCUCUAAGGUCUGGUACCUGCUCCGAGCCAGUGCUCUCCAGUUGACAGCCGCUUACCUUGGUCUGCCAGCUUCUGCCCUCCCACUGGCACUGAGGCAAAAACUCUGGGUUCAAGGUGAGUGCAGAAGCAUCCAUGCAUCUCCUCCUUGAUAGUAAUCUGUACUCAUCUGAUACUAGCAAUUCACCUGUCAAUAAGUGAAUUGUAAAUGAAUGGAAGAUUUUGAGAACUUUGUGAGCUGGAGAGGGUAUCCAAACAUUCAAGUGCAAAGAGAAGAUGUUCCUUUCCAGAUGUAUGGGAGGAGCAUACUAGAGUUAGGUUUCACCCAGCAGGUGAACAGCAUGUCGUUCCCAAGUGGAAAGGGAACAGCCAAUUUUAAAUUCUGGGGCAGAACAGCAGUGUUGAUUGGUAAUCUGCAGUUCUUGGGUUGUUGUAAAUUCCACCAUACAAGCAGAGAUUGAGGGUUUAAGCCAGAGAUGGCAAACCUGUGGUCCCCCAGUUAUUCUUGGAUUCCAGCUCCCAUCAUCCAUGGUCAUUGAUUAUGCUGGCUGAGGCUGAUAGGAGUAGGGAGUUCAAUAAUGUUUGGAGAGCACCAGGUUGCCCAGCCCUGUUUCUAAGCUAUGCUAACAGUGUCAUAUAUCAUGGAAGUUUCUUCCUUGUGUGUAGAAGAGGUUCCCACCAUGCACUAGUCCUGUAAAUAGUCUUGGAAGUAAAAAUCUGCUUCCCUCUUCAUUGCGAACUGUGUUCCAGGGAACAUUUGCAUUUCUUGGGAGCUAAUCAAGAGUUUCUCAUCUCUGAAAGCAGGUUGCCCCUUAAAAUGUACGGCCCUAGGAAACCACUGGGUGUUCUGUAAGCUACAUCCCAAUAGUUAGAGGCCUAAUAGGCGUGCUUAUUACUAUGUGGGCAUUGCGUAUUGUUCUCUUGAACACGUCUCCCAAAUAUUGGCAGCGUACAGAGGUCCUUUCAUAUGGGUUGCUUGUGGAAAGGUUUCCUUGAAACUACAAAGCUUGUUGAACACAGUAGUAACGUAUAGUGUGUGUUCUCUCCUAUCAUGCAGGAUGGAAGACUCCUGAAACGGCUCUGGGUGAUGCUCACAAACUCUACCGCAGCAUCCUCUUGAGCUUCUCACUGAUUAUCAGCGACACAUCUGCUAAAGAUGUUUCAGAGCAUCAGUUUGUAGAUCACGGUAAAAUGUUUAUUGCUAUCCUCUGAAAGUGUGCAAAGAUUUUUGCUAUUUUUCAAAAUCCUGUAUGCAUGAAACUUUCCCUAAACUGGGGCGAAGCGGUCCACUGUUAGAAUAUUGCUGCUGUUUACUAGUUCCUUUUCAGCCCAAGGAUCUAUUGGAUAAAACCGAUAUGCCGUAUCUACCCUCGAAAGGGAGCAGCUGGUGUUUUUUAGUAUCCAUCACUAUGGAUUGUGCUUUACAAGCUUUUUGGAAUUCUAUGGAAUGCAAAUUGUGAUACAAUGUAGGAAAUCAAUUAAAAAUACGAUUAAGUAAUCAUGCAGCAUACCUAGCACAGCACAUUACGGUUGUGACAACAGACGGAAAAAUUAUUAAGUGGCUUAUUUUCAGGUAGUUUUCAAGUACUGUAGUCUGUUGCAUUUGGGAGCAGCUGGGCUAGACAGUUGUGCAAAAGGUGUCAUGGAAAAAUGAGUGGAGUAGUUUAACUAAAUUUAGACUGUCCAUAUGCUGGUUUUAGUGAUUUAAAAAUUAUAACUUGUUCUAGUGGAAGAUGCUGAAGUUAUUCCAUAAAAGAUGGCAGAGAUAUACAUUCUGGGUGGUAUUCAGCAGCUAACUGGUCCCACUAGUGGAAGCCUACAUAAGGGCUUCUCUUGGCGCAAUGGGGCUUCCCUGCUGUCACCACCGCUCCAGCAUUCCCCAAAACUGGCCUUUGGGAGGCAGGAGAAGCCCCUAGAACAGUGCAAGGGGAGGGGAGAGGGGGAAUUGUUCCAUCUGGCAAGCUGAAAAUUAGCGCUGACAGAACAAUAGCCCUAGAGCUAUACUGAAUUCCUCCCUCUGAAAAUAAACCAAAUAUGUUUCAGCACACAAUCUUGGAGCUUGGUUGACCUUCGGUACUGGAACGGCUUCCUAACCACAUAAAAUCUAUGGAUUGUUACAAGCAAAUGCCCCCCAGUUGCUACUCCUUAUUUUACUUUGUUCUCUUAUUUCAUUUACUCUGCCAAGCUCAAGCAAUGAAACUCUUCAACAGCUCACCUCAUCUGAGCAAUGGGGUUUUUUUUUAAAAAAAAUGCAGGGAAGUAAACCUGCAACUUUGCAACCAGAAUAAAUGUAGCUGCAAUAUUUGAUGUUGGGUGCAGAGUUCAGCAUCUGGAUACUCAGCUGCAUUAAAAGCUCUUCUGGAUGCAUAGGCAGGUUUGAGAAACCUGUGGGCAAAAUGCCCAGUUAAAUCCCAGAAAGAGGCUUUCAGUGGUUGGGAGGCAAGAUGCCCUGAAUAGCUCAUUGGCUUUCCCCAUGGCUUGCAGAAUAAAUUGUGCUAAUUAGGGAAUGCUUGUAUACUGUAGAUGAGGUGCACAGUAUGGUUUACCUUGGUAAAGAAUUAUCAAAUGAGGCAAACACUAAGGCUGAGCGAUAUCUGGUUUUCAACACUGAUGUGAUACAUCAGCAGCUUAAUACCACAAUAUGCUGAUAUAUCACAAUGUCUCGAAUGUAUAUUGGAUCCUUUUUCCUCUCCAGUCCUACUGAGCAAGCCGCCAUACCACUCCAGCUUGCAUGAGCUGGACGGGCGCAGGAGCAUCCUUAAACUGCUUAGUUGGGGGGUGGGAAGCCUCCUGCCUCCUAGUUCUCGGACAAGUGCCCAGUGAAUAGGUGGUCCCAAAGAAUGUCACCUGCCCGAUCUUAAUGUAUGUGGAGUUACUGUGUUCCACACUUCAGCAUGCUAUCUCUUUUGAAAGCCUUAAACAUGGUGCAGCUGGAUGUCCAAUUAAAAUGCCCUACGCAUACGCAACUUAAAUGUUUCUUUCCCCGCCCCAAACAAAUUUGACCAUCCUACUCAGGUGAUAACUUGGUGCAGAAGUGGCAGGUGCUGGCUGACAUGUUUGUUUGCUCCGAGAGCUUUGUCUCCCUCUUGGGCAAGAUCGAGAUUGUCAAUGAAGCAAAAGCUUUCUGCCUGGAAAUGCUGAAAAUCUCCAUGAGGCUUCAGUCUAUUCGAUGGUAAGGAAUGUAAAUGGGUAAGGAGGGGGAACCCGUGGCUCUUCAGAUGUCACUGAACUAAAAUCCCUAUCAUCCCUGACCAUUGGCCAUGUUGGCUGAGUCUGGUGGAAGCAGGAGUCCAGCACCUGAAAGUGGGGGGUCAGCAGUUUUCAACCCCUGAUAUAUAAUGAAAAUAACAUUGCACAGACAAUCUCAUAGGUGGGGGAAUUAGAGACCUAGACUUGAACUUGUGUUGGCCUAGUCCCUUCUCAAAAAUGUGGACCCAGGAAGCCUAGAGGCAAGCCCUCCUUAAUCUGUUGAGCUUAUCUGUGCAGAGCUGUGAGGGGCAUAGGGCGGAGGACAGCCUUUUGUGAAAUUUUGGUAGAGAGCAGCAUAUUGAGAUAGGGUGCAGUGUGUGGCUGCAAUUGUUGAAUAUUAGGAACCCUCUAAUGUCUGCUUGGCCUGCUCUUAUCAGGUGUGCUCGCUUCCUGGUCUUGAAGAGUGGACUGGAACUACAGCGCAGUGACCUGGAGCUGUGCCGCUUGGAUCUGGAGCAGGUCUUGUUUCUUCUUGAGUCGGGCACAGGUGAGGCUUUUCCACCCCACCUAAAGCAGCCAGAGCAGGGAUGGUAGAACUUUGGAACCUCUUGCUGCAAGAAGAAUGGGGAGGCAAACUGCCGUCUGCAGAAGGGGAGUUGUUUUGCCCUGUGACUUAACUCCAGGGGAUAAUCAAGUCUCCCUCUGGAAGGGUAGAUCUGGGCUUGAGGGCAUGGUUCUAGACUUUUCAGACUGAUAAACUCUUCCCCUCCCCCAAAGCCAAACCAACCUACACGGGCAAUGCAUCCUCACAAAAUCAUGUGCCCACAAAGUUAAAAGGGGCAAUUCCACAAACACUUAGCAAGCAACAGCAAAUCCUCCCUUUACAAAAAACGGAAUAAGAAUGGAGGAAAAUAGGCAGUUGGGCCGGGUACAACGUAAAGCAAAGCACCAGCCCCACCUGCCCUUUCCAAUGCUAGGAGUCCCUGUCAGCCCCAGAUGGCUCCCAAAGCCAAAGAAAGAGACCUCGGUGGCAAAAAAACUAGACCCUCUAAAUAAAUUUUUAAAACCCUAUUUUUAAAAAUUGGGAGAGGCAGGAUGCUUUGAGGGCACCCAUGUGCAGCAUAUCAGCAGCCCUAGCUUGAGGGUGUAGGAUCUUCAAACACACUGAUAUUGAGACCCGCUGUGCCAUAGCUGUCAACUUUUCCCUUUUAUUGCGAGGAAUCCUAUUCGUAAUAAGGGAAUUUUCCUUUAAAAAAGGGAAAAGUUGACAGCUAUGCGCUGUGGGCUUCCUCUGAAAAGGUGCCAUGCUUCAUCCUUUCAAUAUUGGUAAAUAGGAAUCUGAGUAACUUGGUUGCUUGUUUCCUGCCUGGGCGUAAAGAACCUUUUACACCCCUUAGUCCAAAGAUGACUUUCCCUUUGUGGAGGGUUCAGAUCAGUGUUUCCCAAACUUGGGUCUCAAGCUGUUUUUGUUCUACAGCUCCCAUCAUUCCUAGCUAGCAGGACCAGUGGGAACUGUAGUCCAAAAACAGUUGAAGGCCCAAGUUUGGGAAACACAGGUUUAGAUCAAUUUUGUGUUUAAGCUUUCAAAUUGAUUUGCAAAGUGUUUUCCUCUGGUGCCAGGGGAAAAUACUCACUUAGCUCAUCUCUCCUGCCUCCAGUUUUUGAAACCAAAGAAGAAAAAGAAGGUGUGAAAAUCAAGCCCAGGAAAGGCAGGUCUAAAAACAGGACGCCUCAAGGUACAUGUGUAGAGCCCGCUGAGGAAGAGCAGCCUUUCUUGAAAGAGGUCUCCCUCGAGUUUGUUGACACAGUCUCGCUGCAGAAGAAGACCCUAACCACCUCGCCAGUGCUGAAGUCCAAACAGAAGAAGCAUGCUGGCUUCCUGAAUCACCCAGAGGCCUGCCACUGCUUGCUGUGCUCUGAUGUGGUCCUCUCUGCCGUCUGUCUCGGCUGGCUGGUCACCUCUGCAGAGGAGGAGCUGGCAUCUGGGAACACGGCGGAAGGCUUGCAUCUCCUUGAGACCAGUCUGAAACGGUGUGCCACUGUGGCUUUGCGUCUCUCCAGCAUGGUGGCCUGUGUUUCUCAAGGCAAGAAGGGGGUCAUACCUCAUCAGUCCUCAGUUCAGAUUCUUGAUAAUCUGGUGGCCCAUAUCUAUGUGACUCUGGCUUGGCAAAGUGUGAACACUGGCAGACCAGAGAAGAAACUUUGGGGGAUUCUGGAGACUGGCUCGAGCUUGCUGUCUUCUAAGGAGACUCGGCUGCUUGGCUUCCAAUACCAAAGGGCCAGGCUGCUGCUUGCCAAAGCUGUGGGUACCAUGUCUAUCCUAGCCUCUACUCAAUAUGACAGUGCAGAAAACCUAUUUUCUAGUGCUUGGUCCUGGAAGUCCCCAUUGUCUCUCCACGGGAACCCAGAAGGCAAGCAAAAGGCAGAAAAGGCAGUCAGUUCACUUUGCACGCUGCCCCUGAAAAGCAAAACGCCGAAGCAGCCAAGAGCUGACCAAAAAGCAAAGUCUAAGCGAAUCCAAGGAACUAAACCUCUGCCCGUGGCCAGACCUAAUAAUCCAUUUGCCCUGGCUGACUCUGAUUCAGAGGCUGCUCCGGUUGUCCUUAGACCGCCUGUCGAGCACCGUACCCCAGCCCAGAAAUCCCUCCCCGCUCCCAGGCCGACCCAGCAUUCAGCAGCCAAGCCGCGCCUGAAGGCUCCAUUUGCAGUUUUUGAGGAAUCUUCUCCAAAGCUAAACACCAAACUUCCAAAGGCUCCCAAAGUGUCGAAGAGAACGAAAUCUCGAAUUAAGGUAACAAUUAAAAUAAUAAUAAUCCAUUAAACGUCAGCAACCCUAGCAUGAAACGAACCUGAAAGUUGCCUUGCUUAAUCUGGGCCAUGGUCUUAAUAUGGAAACGUUAAUUGUGGCUGCUGUGGUUUAUUAAAAAUAUACCUUAAAUAUUUACAUGACUAAUCUAUGGAGUUGGUUUGCAGGCUUCCGGGGUGAGGGGUGCAUCUGGUUGUCUGCUGUGAAAAUGGGAUGCUUGACUAGAUCAGCCGCUGGUCUGAUCCAGCAGGAUUCUUGUGUUGUCCUUCUAAAGCAGGGAUAAGAAACCUUUGGUCCUCUGGAUGCUGUUCAGCUUCAGCUCCCACCAGUCUUGCCACCACCAUCACAGGCAAAGAUAAUGGGGUCAGGACCUAUACAGCCCAGCAUCUUGCUUUCUUCAUUGUCCAGUUAGAUGCCUAGGAAAAGCCUACAAGCAGGACAAUGUCAUAAUAGCUCUGAGCAAUGGCUGUCUCCCAUUGUUGUUUGUUCCUAAGUGACUAGUAUUCAGUGGCAUGCUGCCUCUGCACCUGGAGAUAAUAUCACCACCCUGGCAUGAACUUGUCCAACCUCCCCACCCCCCAAACCCCAUAUAAUCUAGCAGCUAUCACCAAAUAUUGUGGUAGCCAAUUCCAUUAGUUUAAGAGUUUUGGGGAAGGGGAGGUGAAGAGAAAGCAAAACAAACUUCUCCCCCCUCCCCAGGUCUCUUUCUAUGAUGACAGUGAUAUGGAAGAUCCUCCAGAAGCCAUGCAGGCGUCCCAGUUGCCUGCUGCCAAAGAGCCAGUGCCUGCCACCCCCAAGACAGGAAGAAGGGUGGCCUCUAGCAGGAAGGCAUCCCAGAUGAGCUGUAGCACUAACUCUUCAGACGGCUGCUCUCAAAUGGCAACGCCCCUGCCCAGGAGGCCACGGGGUAGGGGAGUUUCUCGACGAGGGAAGCAGCAGGAGGAAACCAAAGAAGCUCAUUGUGAGGAGACAACUGCCCAUUCUCAGGAUGAAGAAGAAAAGGAGGUUCUGAGGACCAUUGAGGAAGGUCCUGAGGCCAGCUUUGAAGUCCUACGGGGUUCUGAUGAAGAAGCGCCAGUAGUUGAAGGUGAGAUGUGACUGCUUGGAAAAAGAAAACAGUAGUUGAAGAUGGAAGGUGAGAGACCUAGGAAUGAGCUAGUUGACAGGCAUCUUAGGCAAAGUAGCAGGAGGGUAAGGGGAAACAGGAGGCUUUAAAGGGAAAGAACAAGCCAGAGUAAAAUAAGAAUAUUCCAUAGGUGUUGGAGCAAGUCUGAUUUCUCUUUGUCGUCUUCCUUUCUGCCUGUCAUCAAGCUUUGAAGCAGAACAUCCUGUGGGGUAACUAGCCUCAUACAGCUGACAUUGCUUAAGUCUAAUUAAUGCAUGAAGGGGUUAAGACCGUAGAGUAAACUGUCCUUCCAGGCUUAGCUUGUCAUGGGAGGGACUGCCCCCUACCAGUCUAUUUGAGAAGCGCAACAUGUGAGGAGGUCAGAGCUGGUUGCUGCAGCUCAGACCGCAUGGUUCUUACAAGCCUUUCUUGAGCUCUUAUACCAAUAAUUUAGGAACUUUCACCACUGUAACUAAGAAAAGUUUUAUUGCCUGUGCAACAUUUUCUGACUGCUGUAUGGAAAAACACAUGGAUCUGAACUUUUGAGAGUUUCUAAGUAAAUACUUUUAAACUUACUAAACAUGUGGUCUUUAUACUAGGGGAAGAGGGAAAUUUAGGAACUCACAAGGGCAUAUUUUAAGAUCCAAAAGUCUUUAUUUCCAUGCUUUGCUCCAUAUUUUAUGAUUUAAAAUCUGCUGGGGUUAUCUCACCUGCUCUUUUAAAAUGAAGUUUCUGAAUAGCUCCUCUGCUAAUCAUGGGGCAAAGCAAAGGCCUGUUGAAAGACCUUAAUCCACUGGUAAUCAAAUUCAGCAGGCGUAACCUGCAUGCUUUCCAACCUGCCUUCUCAAUGACAAGCGUUAGAAAGUUGUUUUUUAAAUGCAAUGUUGAGAUCUCUUAGUAAUUCAUUUCAGGUAUGUAGCUGGCCUUCGUUAUAUGUGUAUUCAUGUGCUGCAGCUGACAUAAAGGUUUACUGUGGUAUGAGCUCUUGCUUGGGAAGCCUCAUUCUGUGCCCAACAGGGUGCCAUGCGAAAUUGCACCCAAGCCACAUCCCUGAUUAUAGAGGCUGUUUUGCAGCUGGCAUUGAUGCGUUGGCAUUACUACUUCUCACUGCAGAACGCAGGAGGCGGCCUAUCCGUCGGCUGAAUGACACAGAAGAGGACCAAGAGGUUCUCCGGCGUGAUGCCAGCAUUGACUUGCAAGAGGCUUUCCAGCCUACAGAGAAGAGAGCUUCAGAGGACCCUUUCAACUUGCACCCGCUUGCUGCUUCCCUGGAUGCCCCUGCCAGUAAGAAACAUGAGCCUCUCCGCUCUGCUCUUCAGCUCCCUUUUUUAAGCCACGAUUCCCACUUUGUGAGGCAGCCUAACGUCCCAGGGCAGGUUACAGCAUUAAAACACAGUAUUAAAAACAGCUUAGAGCAACUUGCAAUCACAAAAAUAAGGUGGGUUCUGAAAACAUACACAAAAAUACCUUAGAUGUUCCCUACUCUACUAGCUUUGAGGAAGGAAGGCACUGAAUGUGUUUUCUCCGUCUCACAAAAAAUUACUGAGCCUUUCAGGCUUCAGAAGUUCCCAAGGUUUAAGCCUUUGCGGUGCUGAGGACUAGAAACUUGGGUCUUUCGGCUAAACAGAAGCCAAGGUCUCUGACUCUUGAAUUCAUCACUCAAUGACAAAUGCCGUGGCCUCACUGAGGUUUUGUGUAGUUCACACAAGUCUGGGUGGUAGGCUCCUUCUUCGUCUUCCUUGGUUCACAUUGUAAGCAGUGUCCUAGGGCUGGGGGUUUAAAGCAUUUUGCAUAUGUUGCUGCAGUAAUCUUUAAAACAGCUGUGCAAGGGCUGGUCAAUAUAAUUUAUUCCCAUUCUGCAGAUGUGGAGAUUGAGAGGCGGGGCAUGCUUCAAAUGACCCAAUCAGCUCAUGGUGACACCCUGUCCCUACUUUUCCCAAGUCUAAAAACCUGGCCUUCAAGAGUUCAAGAUAUAAUCUAAAAGAUGCUUACUAGGCAAUAAGUUUAUUGAGAGCCACUGUGGUCUCCUGGUUACAGGACCAGGACCAGGGUUGGAAUUCCCACUUGGCCAUGAAGCUCACGGUGUGACCUUGGGCAACAAUGUCUUAGUCUGUGAGGAUAAAACGUGGAGAGCGAAGAACCAUAUACACCAGCUGUGGGAAACUGGAACAGGCCAGAGACUGGAUCCAAAACUGGCCUGCCCCCUGUGGACCAUUUUUGACAGGUGUGGUAGGACCACCCACUUGUCAAUCACCUGAGGUCAUAUGAGCAAUAAGAUUGGAAGUGAGCCUCUACUUGCUUUCCAAAAGACAGCAGCAGAGGCUUAUCUCUAAUCUUAGUGCUGUGAGAAAAGAGCACAAAGAUCGGAGAUAAGGGAACCCCCUACCUCCAACCUUAGCAUUUACAUCACAGAUAACAGAUCUCUGUGCCUAAUGGCAUAAGGCAUCAGGUGACUUUACAGGUAAAUGUGAUUUGCUCGAAGUGGCCUGGCGCAGGCCAAAUCCAGGGGCCUGACAGGUCUAAUUAAGAUUCCUUGCUACUGAUAUGAAUGAUGCUGAGCCAGGGGGAAGAGUAGAAUACAAAUUUAAAUAAAUUUUAUAAAUUUGCAACAGUUCUUAAAAUUUGUUAUUCUGGAAUCACGCUGUUCAGUUCACAGAAUAAACAUAAAUGUUCAGUUUUUCAUUUAAUUCAGGUUUUUCUCUCUCUCCCAAACUAUUGUAGACUCCUUGUCCAUGGACUCUGUCUAUGACUCCCUGCAAGCUGCCUUCUACGCAAUUGGACAUUACCCUCCGGGUGCCCUCUACAGCCAUCUCUGCCGGCUCAUGGCACUGUGCACUGGGAGCCGAGACCCCAUUGCUACUGCCUACCUGGUUUCUGAGUCGGUCUCUGUAACUUUUCGUCAUCAGAUACUGACCGUCAUUUACAAGAAGCUCCAGUAAGCUCAUAUUUUGGGGGGAAGGGGAAGUGGUGUAUACUGUAUGUAAGUGUGGAAAACAUAGCCUUGGGUAGGUUUGCUUGGAAGUGUGUGAGAGAGUAAAAAAUUAUCCACUCUCAGUGGACCUGAGCAAGCCUCAUGACUGCAGGGAGUUAAAGCCUCUUCCAGAUGUUGUUUUUACAAUGAAUAAACAAUAAUUUUACAAUGAUGAGUCAGCUCUUGAUGCAGCAGAAUUGUCUCUCCCUGAGGAGCUCAUCUAAAGCAGGCAAAGAGCAAAGAAUCAUGCAGAGAUGCAGUAUUAAAAUUGUAAAAUUGUAAAAAUGGAAAAUUGUCUUAAAGAUUGGGGUCUGUAUCAGUGUAUCAGAUCUAUACAAGGGAGUGAAUCUGAACGCAUUUCCCCAGAACAUCCAUUUUCCAAAUGCCUUUUCCAACCAUUAUAAGUUUUUCAAACGUAUUUAAAAUCCAUGCUGGUAGAAAGCAAAAUCUGCUUGGAUGUCACUGUGAAUCUUAACACGGGCUUUUGUUUAUGCUGCUGCCAGAAUGUGGGUGUGUGAAGUGUCUAUUAGCAACUGAAAUUAGCAUCUUGCUUGCCUCAUGCUUUCUGUUGCACAUCCUUUGAAAGCUGAUGUCUUAAUGACCCCUGGCCUCUUGUUUGAUUCUUAGCAAAAUGAAAAAGGUAUCUGUGGCCAGCGCCUUAAAGCAGUUGGAAGCACUUAGCCUGCAAGAAGGAAAAACUGAUUCUCCGUUCCAGCACCUCUCUGAGUUACAGAACCUCUUUGAAUUCAGCUGCCCCAGCCCAACAAAGUUGGAGACGGAGAACUUCAGAGAACAGCUGCAACAAAUCCCUUCUGGUAUAUGACAUGGCUUCAGUGGGGGAGAGCAGGUGGUACUUGCUCCCCAUUCAAAAGGAUGGUGGUAUCUGUGUUCCUAUAGCAGAAAAGGUUGUGAGUCUUAUCGCUGCAGCAGAACCCUUUAAUGAGCUGGCAGUUUUUGCAAUACCACGGUCUAGAACAGGGGUCAGCAACCUUUUUCAGCUGUGGGCCAGUCCACCAUCCCUCAUACCAUGUGGUGGGCUGGACUAUAUAUAUUUUUUGUGGGGGGAGAACCAAUUCCUAUGCCCCAGAGAUGCAUUUUAAACAAAAGGACACAUUCUACUUAUGUAAAAACAUGUUGAUUCCUGGACAAUCCACGGGCCGGAUUGAAAAGGCGAUUGGGCCACAUCCAGCCCAUGGGCCUUAGGUUGCCUACCCCUGGUCUAGAAUUAAAAACAAAAAAUUGUGCACUCCAGAUAGGAAUUGGAACGUUGAUGAUUUAAUUAAAAGAGCUGUAAAUUUUGCCUGGAUUUCUGUAGUUCAUGCUUUGUCAUGCUGGGCAUGUUGCUUUAGGUAAUGAGCGGGAUUUGGGUGACGGGAACUAUUUUCACUUAUUUGGGAAUGGAGCUGGGAGUGUAGAGUUAAGUUGACCAUAAUCAUUUCCUUGGCCAUCUGUGGAUCCUGAAAUGCCAACAGAGACCCCCUCAUUUAUACUUAUUUCUCAAAACAAGGACUAGAAAUGUGUUUCGUUUUAAAGGGUGUUGUGUAGGAUGAGGAGGUGCUGUGUCUUAAGAAACACAGGAGCUUCUGUGCUCGCAGUUUGGGACUUGAUGGCACAUUUGUGCCUCCUGUUACGCUCCAGCAAAUAAAAGUGUUGCUUUAACCACCCUAUGUGCAGUUCUUCUCUUAAAAAAUUGGGGGGCAUUGCUGUCUCCACCACAGGGGUAACUGUGUGUAUAUUAACCCUGGUGAGCAUCCAGCCAGAAAUUAUUGGGGACGUCCUCUUGCUGACACGGCUGGAGAAAGAUGCCCCCCCAGUGACCAUCCAGAUACAGACCAUGCACACCAAGGUAAGGAAGUAAAAUUUGCAUUGGCAGCUUCCUGGUUGGAGGGGCCACCUUUUUCCAUCAUGCCCCUUUGUUUCUCAGGUACCUGUAAGUGCAGCCCUUGGUGAACUUGAUGCCAUCCUACAGAAACAGAAAGAGAUCUCCAACCUCACGGACAGGAAGGACUGGUGGAAUGGCAGGGUUGCCCUGGACAAGAGGAUGAAGGUGAGAUCUCCGUGGUCUUCGGCAUUGCCCCAAAUCUGCCAGAAGGCUGAGCCCUUUGACUUCCAGCAGCAGAGAAGAGGUGGCUAAAGUCUAGCAAAGGAUAAGAGAGGUUGUGCUACUUAUACGCCUGGCACCUGUGACUGUAGGCAAAAGAAUGGACCUGGGUGACUGGGGGGUGGGGGUCCCACCACUGCUGCUACCACCACUACCAACUAAAAGUGGGGAGCACAAGGCACAAUUGGGAUGCGGAAGCACCUUUUCUUCCCAAACCUCAUUGCUCUCGUUGUUUCCCCAGCCACUCUGGGCGGCUCCCAACAGAAUAUUAAAAACACGAUAAAAGAUCAAACAUUAAAAACUUCCCUAAAUAGGGCUGCCUUCAGAUGUCUUCUAAAAGUCAUGUAGUUGCUUAUUUUCUUGACAUCUGAUGGGAGGGCGCCACCACCGAGAAGGCCCUCUGCCUGGUUCCCUGUAACUUGGCUUCUCGUAGCGAGGGAACCGCCAGAAGGCCCUUGGAGCUGGAGCUCAAUGUCUGGGCUGAACGAUAGGGGUGGAGGCACCCCUUCAGGUAUACUGGGCUGAGGCCAUUUAAGGCUUUAAAGGUCAGCACCAACACUUUGAAUUGUGCUCAGAAAUGUACUGGGAGCCAAUUCUCCUUCUGCUCCAUUGGCUUGCAACUGAGUGACAGGUUCUGCGGGACUCAACGGUUUCUUCACUCCACAGGAUUUGACCGAGUCCCUGGAGACGCAUGUCCUGAGCUGCUGGAAGGGUGCCCUGCUGCCAGCCUUUGAGGACCAAAACUUAGCAGAAAAAGCCUCGCGUCUUCAGGCAUGUCUCAGGGAGUGCGGCUGUGAGGAAGUGGAUCUGGCACUGCUCAAGGUGAGGAGCCCAGGAGUCUUUUAGCAGUCAGAAAUAGCAACUGGUGAGCUCGAUUGCACCCAAAGGUCCAGCUUGCAAGCCAGAUGCUUCCCAGAAGCAAAGCAUGGAGGUGAUGACUUUGCCCCCAGCUUCUGGUGUGCAGAGGUACACUGUUACGGACCAUGGAGGUUCUGUUUAGCUAUUGAUAUACUCAUGCUCCCAUGAGUAUUUCCAAUCCCCUCGAUUGUUUUAAAGCUAGUGGCUGUCGUCUCUCUUCCUGUUGCAGUGAAUUCUGUAAGUUACACUUUGUGUGAAAUGCUUUGGUUUUUUAUUGGUUUAUUUUUUAAAAUGGGUCCUUCUGGUUCUGUUGCAAACAUCGGGUGUGAUUUGCCCAACAAGUCAUGAUAGCGGAAGCCCCGUGCAAGGACUUGCUUGUACAACUGGGCUUUCUCACCUCUCCUCCCCCACAAAAUUGGCUCUGGGGUGUCAGAAGAACACCCAGAACAGUGCAUGGCUGGGAAGAGAAGGGGAAUUGUUGUAUCUGGAAAGCAGAAAUAUUUGUGCUGAUGGCUAUUAAAUUACUUCCUAUAGCUUUGCAUGGUGACCUCUUAUUCUAAUAUUAAGAGAGAAUUCUCCUAUAACCAAUCUGUCUCUCAGCAUGUACAGUAUGUAUGUAUGUAUGUAUGUAUGUGUGUAUGCAUUUUUUAUUUUAUUAAUUUAACCCCACCCAUCUGGCUGGCUUAUGCCAUGCACCCCUCCCUGGAAACUCAACAAAAAAAUCUCGGGUGCAUUUAAUCUUUACUCAUGUGGCACAUUAGCCACUAUAUCUUCUCCCUACCAUUUAAAAUAACAAUAAAUUAUUUCUUAAUAAAUAGCUAUUUCUUAAUUUUCGUGUUUACGAUGCUGUUUUACAGCUUACAUGUUUAUUUCAGCAUACCGCUUUUGGAGAUUUAAAACCCUCUUAUUUGUAAUCUCUCUUUUUAAAUAUUAAGUGAUUUUAAAGUGCUUGUAAGUACCGGUAAGCAAAUAUUGAGUUAAGAAUUGCACAAAUGGUUGUGGUGACAGAUAGCAGCACCUCACUGGGGUUGUGGGUGUCCAAAAUGGCCUUGCAUCUUAAUUUUUGCUUUCCUCCACCAGGCCAUGCUGACUGGCUCGCAUCUCUUGACCCCACAACAUGUACAGUGCUUGGCACGGGGGCUCAACGCAGCUCAGCCCGAGAGAGCCCAGAACUGUCUGCAGGAGGCAGUGGACAAAAUGGGAUCCUGUACUGGUCAGGCAUCGAGUGGCCACUUGGUCCUUGUGCUGGAUAAAGUAAGUGAAGGCCAUUUCCCCAUUAGGUACGACAGGUGAGCAGAUAGCCUUCAACCUUGCAGAGUCCCUGCUCCUUGGGUACUUUUCCUGGGAGAAGCAGAAACGCAUCUCUUAUUAAAUGGGAAUUGGAGUCUGUUGGGUGCGGUCGCACCUUCUGCGCUACCCAACAUCACUCCCCAAAUGCUCGUUCAACAGCAACAUUUGAGGGUUCAGCUCAUUGCUUUCCUUUCCCUGGCGGUCCAGGUCAGAAGCAGCCUGCCAGAUAUUGGAGGGCUGGUGAUAAGGCAUCCUUGGCUUCCCUUAAUGGGCUGGAAUUAUGUCCCCCAACCUCCCCCCACCCCGACUGAGGUUACUCCAUUGAAGGAGCCCAGCAGUCCCCUCUUGUACGGAGGGGAGAUCAAGGCUUAAUUUCUGAUCAUUUCCCCCCCCCCCAGCACCUGCAAAAGCUUCCCUGGGAAAACAUGCCAUGCUUGAAAAACCAUUCCGUGACCCGGUUACCAUCUCUGCGGUUCCUGCUCAGCUAUUCUCUUACAAAAAAGGUAUAAAGAACUCCCCUGCCCUGCCCAAGGCACAAAGGCAUGAUCCAGACGUAGUUUUUGUCCUACACCUUUUUAAAGAUGGAUUGAAUAGCUACAGCAACGUUAGUUUUGUUAAGUAGCGCAGCUUUUGUUUGCACGAUGCUCCAUGUCUGCCUUCUUGGUGAUUCGUAAAAAGGAUAUUUAGUAGCGGCUAGGAAAUACCUUUAUUUAAAAGACCUGUGAAACGGAGUAAGAGGUGACAUUAGGCUGCUUUUGCUUCCUCUGUGUAAUGAAGCAUGGCUCAAUUUGCCCAAGUGCCCUACAAAGGGAUCCUAGCUAUCUGUCUCUGGGGCACUGUGUGUGGUUUUACUUUUCAUAGGUUGCAAGUUUUGGAGGAAGUGAGGAGAGAUGUGUGCUGGUGGAUGAACUGAGCUUCGAUCCAGGAUCCCUUGGCCCCUUUCCCCAGAUUCUGAAUGAGACAUUGAGCUCACUAGAUUCAAGCAAGGCUGCGUGCUUGUGUUUUUCCCUAAUAGAUUUCAGUUCAGCACCUUUUGGAAGCUUAGUUCUGUGUUUUGUGUUAAGUCAGCUUGCAGAUUUAACAGGGUGACUUCAGGUUGUUGCUAGUCAUGGGAAGGAGCAAUAAGCCUGGUAUUGCCCGCUAGAAACCACUACUUACUUUCACUCUUCUUCUCAAACACCCCCCCCCCCCUUCUGGCCCUGGAGAUGACACACUCAUUGUACCAAGGCUACAUCUAGCAAAAACCUUUGCGGGGUGAAAUCUCUUCCCUGUACCAAAACCUCUGCCUUUAUCCCAUCUAAUAAAGCUGUUUUUCUGAUCUGCUUUUAACAGUAUCAGGAAGAGACUAUCCUAAACCGCGGUGUCAACAGCAGCAGCACCUUUUAUGUCUUGAAUCCACACACAAACCUUCCUGGGACGGAGGGAAUGUUCAAAGACUGGUUUCAGAGGUAAUUAUCUGCAUGUGUGCACAAGUCACGCAGAGGUCUUUUCGAAGCCGGAUUUCCCCGCACGGGUUACCAGCAGGCUGAUUUGGGGUCCACCAGAAUUUACAAAGUCUGCUUGACUAGGGAUGGGGAAUCUGUAGCUAUCCAGAUUUUGUUGAUGGCUCCAACUCCCGUCAGCUCAACAUAGCAUAAUGGCUAGGUAUUGUGAGAACUGUAGUCCAAUCUGCUGCCCUACCCCUGGUGCUAGACAAAGUGCCCUUCUUACUAACUGUCUAAUGUUUCUUCUCUGCCCCCCCCCCCGGCAAUUGCUUGGUAGUGAGCCUGGAUGGACAGGAGUGGUAGGAGAGAGUCCCAGUGCAGACCAAGUGCCGUCAGCUCUUGAAGAACGUGAUCUCUAUAUGUGAGUACAUACAUCAUGUAGUGCUGCCUAAGCCAGUGAUGGAGAUUGCAUUGAUCCUAUCUUGCUGACAUCCUUACACAGGAUGUAAGGGGGACAGGAAAGCAUGCUGCUUGGGGGCAAUUGACAAAUUUAACUCAUAACUAUUGAGGUAGGACCAACGCAUUUUGUGUCUGUAUUGACAUGAUGCCUGGGCAGUAUUCUCCUCUGUUUUGCUCUUUGCUCUUCUUGUGCAAGAUCAAAUAAUUGCAGAGUUGGAAGGGACCCCAAGGGUAAUCAAGUCCAACCCCCCCCACACUGCAGGAAACUCAGAUAAAGCAUCCAUGACAGAUGACCAGGUCCUUCUAGGCAGGUUUGCCUAGUAGGGCCCUGAAAAACGUGAGCUAAGGCAUCUCAAGAGAAGCAAGAUAGAGGGAAAGAGAAACAUAUAGUGAUAGAGCCAAGUUAUUUUUAAAGGUAUUUAACACUGUUGUCUGGUCCUUUCACUACUGAACAUGAGCACAUAAUAACCCAGGAACAGGGUGUGUGAAAAUUAGACUUCAAAAACCAGGGGCAGAUGAGCUCCUCUUCUUAAUCAUCCUCAGCUACUUAUAAUAAUAAUAAUAUAUAAUAAUAAUUUAUUAUUUAUACCCCGCCCAUCUGGCUGGGUUUCCCCAGCCACUCUGGGUGGCUUCCAACAGAAUAUUAAAAUACAAUAACCUAUUAAACAUUAAAAGCUUCCCUAAACUACCAUCAGGCAACUUAAUGACCCUUUAAUAUGUCUCCCUUGGUUUAAAGGAGACUCCACUCUUGAAAUCAUUGCAUGCUUAUUUUCCUAUGAACCUACAUUAAAUAGGCAGUGUGUUGAAAUCAGAAUAAGGCACAGCCCCUGUCUUUCAGGCUUGCAAUUUAAGACUCAUUAAGGAAGUGGAGUGGGGAGGGAGAUGAAUAGAGGGAGGUCAGCCUGACAUUGAUAAAAUGAAGAGAUGUUCUUCCUCUCAACAGGAGCAAGGAACCUCUGGGCUCCAACUCCCACCAGCCCCAGCCAGCAAGAGCAGAGACUGACCUCCUAGUUGCCCCUGUUCCUCCGACCAACUACAGGCCAGAAUGCCCACCCAAACUUCCUCCCUCUUUCAGCCACAGAGCAACAUUUGUAUGCUGGAAGUGCAAAGCAAUCUCCCUAGUGUUAAAUAAUAAUAAUAAUAAUAAUAAUAAUUCCAAGAGAACACUAAAAUACAAUAACCUAUUAAACAUUAAAAGCUUCCCUAAACAGGGCUGCCUUCAGAUGUCUUCUAAAAGUCUGGUAGUUGUUUUUCUCUUUGACAUCUGGUGGGAGGGCGUUCCACAGGGCGGGUGCCACUACCGAGAAGGCCCUCUGCCUGGUUCCCUGUAACUUGGCUUCUCGCAGCGAGGGAACUGCCAGAAGACCCUCAGCACUGGACCUCAGUGUCCGGGCAUAACGAUGGGGGUGGAGACGCUCCUUCAGGUAUACUGGACCGAGGCCGUUUAGGGCUUUAAAGGUCAGCACCAACACUUUGAAUUGUGCUCAGAAACGUACUGGGAGCCAGUGUAGGUCUUUCAAGACCGGUGUUAUAUGGUCUCGGCGGCCGCCCCCAGUCACCAGUCUAGCUGCCGCGUUCUGGAUUAGUUGUAGUUUCUGGGUCACCUUCAAAGGUAGCCCCACAUAGAGCGCAUUGCAGUAUUCCAAGCAAGAGAUAACUAGAGCAUGCACCACUCUGGCGAGACAGUCUGCGGGCAGGUAGGGUCUCAGCCUGCGUACCAGAUGGAGCUGAUAAACAGCUAUCCUGGACACAGAAUUGACCUGCGCCUCCAUGGAGAGCUGUGAGUCCAGAAUGACUCCCAGGCUGCGCACCUGGUCCUUCAGGGGCACAGUUACCCCAUACCGGGUUUGGUCCUGACUGGACGGAUACUGGAGUCAGCAAGGGAUACCCACAUGACCUGAAGGUGCUGCUGUGCAAUGCCAGGUCAAUGAUUCAUAAGACCACUGCCAUCCAUGACUGGUGUUACUUGAGCAUGUCAUCUAGCUAGUGUCUGGAACCAGGUUCCUAUGUUCCUUGCCUGCCCACCCACACGCUUUCUGCAGUGGUCAUCGUUAGAGAAGGUGGGGUGCAAUCUCCCAGCAACCCUUGUUCCCCUUGAGAUGCAGAAUGUCUGUUCAAGUUGCUCAUUAGUGCCAGACACAAAACCCUCUCCGGAAUGUAAACAGGUUGGUGCAUUACACAAUCCCUUGUUUGCAUUCACUGAGGCCGCAUGGAUUGCCACUUAAGCCUGCUUUUCUGUGGCAGGCAGCGGAGGCUGUGGAAGAGGGGAGAGUUAUGCUUCUGGUCCAAGUGGGCUUGUGUUUUGUUUUACUUUAUGAUGGUUCUUUCCUUCCUGUAGCUACGCUGGGCAUGGUGCUGGUGCCCGUUUUGUGGACACCAUCCUGAGAGUGGACUGCAGGGCCGUGGCACUUCUUUUCGGCUGCAGCAGUGCUGUCCUAGCAGUGCAGGGCAACCUGGAGGGAACUGGUGCUGUCCUCCGGUUCCUGAUGGCAGGCUGGUAAGUUACCGCAUCCUUUGUUGGCCCUGCCUCUCUUUAUCAAAUGAGUCGGCAAUCCUUGCAUCUUGGGGGGGGGGGACGACUCCACCCACCUGUCAAAUUCUGCCCAGGAGGCAGAUCUUGAUAAGAUUCCAUGCUUCUGGUCCUAGACCAGUGGUAGAGGAGGAACCUGAGGUCCUCCUGGUGUUACUGGACUGCAGCUGUCGACAUUCGUUACAAUAAGCCAUUCUGGCUUGGGCUGAUGGAAGCUGUAGCUGAGCAAUAUUUGAAUGGCCACAGGUUCCCCAGCUCUGGCCCUAGACCACAGGUGGGGACCCCCAGUCUGUGAGCCUGUGGUGGCCUACCAUGCCUUUUAGAUCUUCCCCAGGACCUUGUGCUCCUCAUCCCCAGAAGAAAAGGGUUUUUUCUCAGCCUAACUGUUAGGGAGAGAGAAAGGAAUAGACAAAAGAAAAAAUGAGUUGCUGACUGCUAGCUUUGACCCUGAAAUAAAUUUUGCCUGGGGCAAUGAAGCCCAUGGCAUAAUUUCCCCUAGUCAUUAUCCAGUGCUUUCUGGGGAAGCUGGAAGUUUCACGCUUUGUUUGGACACCUAUUAUAUACAUAGGAUUUAGAUAUAUAUAUUUUUAAUGACCUGUACAUGUGAUCUCUCUCUCCUUCUCCCUCAACCCCUAGUCCCCUAGUGCUGGGUAACCUCUGGGAUGUAACUGACCGAGACAUCGAUCGCUACAUGGAAGCACUUCUGAAGAACUGGCUCAAGGCAGGUUCAGGAGCGCCAUUCCUCCAAUAUGUCAUACAGUCCCGCCAUGCCCCCAGACUCAAAUAUAUGAUUGGUGCUGCCCCAAUAGCCUAUGGCUUACCAGUGUCUCUGCAGUAGAAAACAGGGCAAAAGCAUGAUACCUGGUUUCUGGUGGGAGGGAUUUGAAAGGACUCAAAUUACUAUUUUGUUGUUGUUGUAAACGCUGAACUGCCUUAAAUGGAAACUGCUGCUGGGGAGAAGGAUAAAAUAUCUGGCCUUAUGCAAGCUGGGUUGGUCACCAACUACCUUACCUGACCUUCAGUGGAAAGUCUGCACUGCCUUUACACGGGAUGCUCCUAGUUAAGCUGCUGCUCUUUGCAAUAUGUAGUGUUUGCACAGUGUACAGUUUGCAUUUCCAGUGAUUAAUUAAGUUAUUUUAAAAUUGAUUUGUAUUUUAAUGUUUCAAAGCCUGAAUAAAAGUUAUAACAAAUAAA